This is a messenger RNA of Radiomyces spectabilis, 1676 nucleotides long. RefSeq lists its product as uncharacterized. The record is from RefSeq and is a predicted model, not a curated record. The transcript is spliced from 9 exons. NCBI's taxonomy places the organism in Eukaryota, Fungi, Mucoromycota, Mucoromycetes, Mucorales, Radiomycetaceae. The coding region runs from base 86 to 1573 and encodes 495 amino acids.
AUCGGAAACUUCCUUUUGCUUCAUUUGCAAACUAAGCACUCUCGUCCCAAUUACCAGUCACGUUUCUCUUUUGACCUGGUGCAGCAUGAACCAACAACAUUGUCAACAGCUAGUUCAUACUAUUCUGUAUACCGAUCAUCCUUCAAUCCAUGAACUCGUGCAUACCGUGAUGUGGGAUCCAUCCACAGACGAGAUCUAUCCAGAGGAUAUCUAUCAGGAAAACGCACAUAUAGUCUUGGCAUCUCUGCAAAGUCAACCCAUGGCUGACCCAUCACCAUUAACUGCGCUCAUUGUCAUCGUGAAUCAUGCCGAAGCACGCGACGCCCCCGAUCGUAAAAAUUUACACUCCAGCUUUCGAACGCUUUUUUUCAAUGGAAAACUCACACUGGUUUUUUUUUGGGACCCAGGAUUUCAUUUCCGUUUAACUUUGACCCGGUUUCUCAUUGCCUGCGCACAGCCACAGGCGCCACACUUGUCUUGGGCUCUUAGUUGCUUGUCGCACCAUUGUCCCUAUCUUUUCACGAAAACAAACAAUCACGACGUGGAAAAUAUGCAGCAAGAAUUAUUUACCCUCUGUUUGCGGUUGCGCAGUUUGAAUGGUGUGAAGGAUAUUGAAGUCUAUCAUUUACUGUAUAACAUUUUGCGCGAUCUAAAGUUGCCGUGUGAGGCAAGGCAGGCCGGCGUCCGCCAAACCAAAGAGUCACGUUUCUAUCAGUCCUUGGCACUGUGUGACAGUUUGCUGGACAAUUGUGUAGAUUGUCCCUCCGAUUACAGAAAAUGGGUUUCAGCAUUUGCCAAAGAAAUUCCGCCCUCUUUAGUGUCUGACUCUAUUUCCAUCCAAUUACAGUUUCAACUGUAUAACACGUUGUACAAAAAUGAAUUAGCCGCCUUUUUGAGAGAGUUGACAAAUUUGGGCAUCGUCGAUCUCAGUAAUACCAUUCAGCUCUCAUCAGUAUUUACAGAAGUGAUACAGUCUAUACCCAAAUCUAUCCUAAGCAUGCUGGACUGUUAUGUGGAACGUCGUGCAUCCGCUUAUAAGUCGCCUGUGGAAGUGGAACACUUGCCAUACUUUGAAAAAUUAAUGGAAGGCAUCACAAGUUCUCCACCAAAUAUUGUUCAGCUAACAAGAGAAUGUGGGCUUGCACUCAGUGUAUCUCAAGCCAGAUUAAUAACACCAAUAACCAUAUGCUUAACUCAUAUUAUGCGGGCUGCAAUGAAAUACGAAACAGAGGUAGAGUUCUGUCAGAUGUCUGUUGAUCAUUCUUUUCAUUAUUUCAAUGCCUUUUUCGAUAGGAAACUUUUAAUUUGUUGCUCGAUCUUUGCUCCGCUUCGUGGUCAUGCGCUUUCACAUCUUUGCUUGAACAGGCAUUCUACAACGAGGACUCGUCCUUCCGUGGCUUUGGUAAAGCUGCCGUUUGCUUUGAACUGUUUAGUUCAGUCAUCAAUGUCGACUAUCCCGUUAAUUUCAGGGACGAAGUCACCAAGAUUUGGGAACAUUAUGAAAAGCUGUGGAGGCUGCGAUCGCCUCAGGAAGACCAGUUCCAAUCGACUACUGCUCCAUUAUUCCGAAUGAUAUAUGAAUCUCUCUUUGCAUUAGAAGAGACCUAUGAUUAAUAUUGUUCCAUUGAUCCCUUUCAACAGCAAUGGCAAUAAAAUGAUCUAAUCUUCGCAUGCUA